UCUAAGGAAAAAAAACUUAUUAUAGUAGGAGGUAUUAUUUGUUUCCUGCAAGCAAAAUUCCAGAACGACAUAACAUGACGCAUUUUGUAAUGGCAGCGGCGGGAUAGACAACAAUUUGGCAUGAAGACGGAGGUCAACGGUACUACAACAAUUCGAAAACGAUUUCUGAAGAAGACUAUGAUUUGGACAAUCGGAUUGUUCAUAAUAUUGCUUUCGUGGAGCCAAGCUUCCGAGGUCCCAAUAUUAACAGUUACUGAAAUUGAAGAUGUACCAAACUUAUAUUUUGACAACAUGGGCCUCACCAGGGUAUACCAUCGCCAAUGGAAAAUUUUGUAUAACUAUGACUUAAUCGAUCUGGAUGCCAUAGAAGACACUAUCAUUAAUUGUUUCAAGACGACUGUUAGAACGUUUCAUGAAACCUCACACCAGGUAUAUGACGGCCCUCUUAGAGCUUUACUCAACAGAUUCUUUAGAGCAAUGAAAGAUAAAAGUCGCCUACUUAAUAGUAUACGUAUAUUCAAUGAAACUACACAAGAAAGUGGUUCGUUGAAUCCUAUUGAAAAUGUAGCAAAUAUCAUCUUCGGAACCCUCAGUUCAAAAGAUGCCGAAUAUUAUAAUUCAGAAAUAGACAAUCUUUAUGCUAAUAAUAAGACACUUGCAAUAUAUAAGGAUAAAGGGACUACUAUUGCACGAGGAUUAUUUAAAGAUUUAACGAAUUACAAAGAUAAAAUUCAAACUACAACUGAACUAUUUAACCAAAUCAUAGAAAAUAAUAUUCAAGAACUGCACAAAUUAAGUAUGUUACUAACGUUAUCUGAAAUUGUAACCGAGUACACACAGCUUGUAGUAAAACUUGAAAGUCUAAUCACUAAUGGAAUACAAGGUAAACUAAAUCCCGCUAUGUUUGAUCAAGUAAGUCUUCUGACUAUUUUAAAAGUAAUGCAAUCAAAACUCGGUCCAGAACAAAUGUUUUAUCCCGCGGAAAAAGAUAAAGUCUCCCACUAUCAACAAAUUAUAAAGAUUAACAUUUUUGGGCUUCAAAGGACGAAACUUUGCUUUGAACUUUUAAUUCCGAUCUUGGAAUCUGAAAUUUACUCACUUUACCAACUUGUUCCAGUUCCUCUUAUCGAAGACAAACUAAUGUAUUUUGUGUCCAUCACUGAACGUUUUAUAUUAUUAGAUAACUCUACCAAGCAUUAUAACCCAAUCAAAAUGUCGCAUAUAAAUAAUUGUGUAAUUAUUGAUAAGAAUAGACUUUGCGAGCUCGAUACUUCAAUGUUAGCUACCACAUAUCAAGAUCCAUGUAUAUCACGCGCUAUUCACCAAUUACCAGAAGAAAAUAAUUGUCCGAAAACAGUUGCGAAAAUCUUCAACCCAAUUUGGGUAGAAUUAUAUUCAAAACAGACUUGGAUUUCCAUAACCCGUAAACCGGAAAGUUUGAAUAUUACUUGUCAAAAUUUACGAAAUGAAACGAAAAUUAUUGAAGGAAUUAACAUAAUUUCAAUUGCAUCAGAUUGUGUAGGCAAUAUGCAUUCGACUACAUUGUUGCCAACAAAAUUAAAAUCAGACAUCACAAUGCAUACAGUUCCUUUGGGAAUGACAAACGUAACAGUUCAAGAGCUCGAUGAUACUUCGUUAGCAUACGCAAAAAUUCCAGAAUUUUAUGAAUCAAUUAUUUCACCAGAACACUUUAGCUCGCAUUCAAAAAGUUUAUCAGAAAUAACAGAGGAGGCAUCGGAAAUCUUAAUGCAUGUUGAAGCCACUACGCAAUCGGACAAUGACUGGUCAACUUUAGACAUAUCAGAAGUGGUAAUAGGAAUUCUAAGUUUGUUUUAUUAUAUUCUUUUUAAAUUAUGCAAAAUAUCAAAAUGUUGUAAGUGUUGUAAGUGUUGUUGCAAGUGUUGUACCUGCUGCUGUAAACGAAGUAGUAACGACCGAAAUACCGAUGCGGAACAAACCGUGCGAUUUUCCAAAACAUGUAAAAAUCAACCAACAUCCACUUUGGAUGAAAUCGACGAAAAACCUUGAAUGUAUAAUCUUAAUCUAACUCAUUCAUAAUAGAUGAGUAGUAGAUGAUACUUAAGUUCAAGGCCAUCAAGCUUGCAGUAUUGUAAAAAAAAAAGGAGAGACAAAAGCCUUACGAAGGUAAUUCCUUUUAAAACAUGCGAGAUGAUGUUACGUCUACUCGAUAUGCACAAUCAAAUUGUCAUUCCGCGGUCAGAAUAGAUAAGGCAAUCAUACGAGGAAGCGUAAAAAUAACGCUUCCUCACAUGCGAUGCAACUAUCCGGCAAUUAACAGUAUAAACAGCUCUGAUUGUGAAAAACGUCAGUUCACUAUUCCGGGCACUUAACACUUUACCGUCCGGCAGCGGUGGAACACGUAAUUACAUUUAGUAAGUUUUUUUUUUCAUGACAAUGUUGCACAUUAAUAUUUAUUGAAUAUUUCAUAUUUUAUACAACGAUGGAAGUAUACGAUACUAUCUCAGCAAUAUCUAUUCGUUACCUACAAAGUAUUGAUUGUCAUGGCAAAGUGUUAAUAAACCGCUUAUGAUCUA
This is a messenger RNA of Hylaeus anthracinus, 2555 nucleotides long. RefSeq lists its product as uncharacterized. Bases 121 to 2028 code for a protein of 635 amino acids. NCBI's taxonomy places the organism in Eukaryota, Metazoa, Arthropoda, Insecta, Hymenoptera, Colletidae. The record is from RefSeq and is a predicted model, not a curated record. The transcript is spliced from 2 exons.